Molecule: messenger RNA, 2597 nt
Organism: Anguilla rostrata (American eel)
Lineage: Eukaryota; Metazoa; Chordata; Actinopteri; Anguilliformes; Anguillidae
Product: olfactory receptor 1D2-like
Exons: 1
Coding region: 71-1048 (325 amino acids)
Biological process (GO): detection of chemical stimulus involved in sensory perception of smell; G protein-coupled receptor signaling pathway
Cellular component (GO): membrane
Molecular function (GO): odorant binding; olfactory receptor activity; G protein-coupled receptor activity
Source: RefSeq, a predicted model, not a curated record
UACACCAUUUUCUGUCUCAGACCCUCUGCGGCAGGCACGCGCCGAUGAUUCUAAACAGCGGACGGCCGAGAUGGGAGUUUCUGGAACUUACAACUUUAACGACUCCAUCGUUUUGCCGAAAGGAUUUUACAUCGUCGGAUUUACGUCUUUACCGUUUUCUCAUUUAUAUUUAAUUUUCUUAACCGUCGUUUAUGUUGUAACGAUUUUGUCCAACUCGUUUAUCCUCUCCAUUAUAUGGACAGACCUCCGCCUACACACUCCUAAGUACAUUGCGGUUGCUAAUUUAGGGGUUGUUGACACGGUGAUAAGUACAGCCAUUAUUCCUAAUAUGAUCAAGAUGUUUCUCGCAAAAGAUAAUUUUAUUUCCUACAAUGCAUGUUUGACACAGAUGUACUUUUAUUACUGUUUUGUAUCGCUAGAGUCAUUUUCCCUCAGUGUACUGGCUUAUGACAGGUUAAUUACGAUAUGUUUCCCACUGAGGCACAGUACCAUCAACACGCCCACGAGCAUGAUCAUUAUUUUAGCGAUUGUUUGGUCGUUUUGUAUAAGCAUCAAUGUGUUCACGACCGUAAUCAUGACAAAACUGUCUUUUUGUGAUUCCGUCGAAGUGUACAGCUAUUUCUGUGACUACGCGCCAGUGUUCAGAUUGUCCUGCAAUGACAACAGAUUGCAGUGGGCCGCCGCUUCUUAUUUGAGUUUAAUUAUUGUGUUUGGACCCCUUAGUUUCAUCGUGUUAUCAUACGUGUGCAUUUUGACAGUCGUGUUUAGAAUGAAACAUGUGCGGAGCCGGUACAAAGCACUUGCAACGUGCACAGAGCAUCUCGUUCUAGUGGCGAUUUUCUACGUGCCGAUCUUGACGGUGUUCAUUAUUGGACUGUUCUUAUUUCGCAUCGAUCCGGAUGUCAGAAUGGUGAACUUGUCGUUAGCCUCGUGCAUCCCGCCCUGUCUGAACCCCAUUGUGUAUUCCCUGUCAACCAAAGAAAUCAAGAACAGAAUACUGGCUAUGCUCCAGAAAGCCAAAAUAGCAGCGUGGACAGGGCAGGUGUAGGCUGAAAGGAUGUAGAAAAUUUUACAUUAUGAAAUGAAUAGCAUCAGUUUCUUUGGAGACCUUGGUGCUUGGCUUCAACUGCGCAUUUCUCUGCGGAAUUAUAAAGCUGUAUUUUACUGUAAAGUACAGUUCAGCUCACUAAGUUCACAUAGACAUGCGCAGUUGAGGCCAAACGUCAAGGUCCAAAAUCUCUGUCCGGAAGUCUAUAGUAGACUACAAGGAGUCGAUUUAUGUUAUACCGUAUUUGACCGCGGUUUUAAUCUCUCAAGACUUAAUUUGUUUUGUCAUUAUGACUGUCUGUGUGUAUGUCAGGUCCCCCUUGAAAAGAGCUCUUAAUCUAAAUGGGGUUUCCUGGUAAAAAUUAAGGAUAAAUAAAAACAAAAGACCGAAAUAUAGAAUGCAAAGUAAUGCAUAGAAAAUGUGUCAUCCUUAUGUUGAUUAAACACUCGGUGUGAUGCAACAGGUCUAAAGGGGCAUGUCAAACCAAUCAGUCCCCUGACAAGUUAAAAUUUAAUAAAGAAAUUCAACGGGAUUAUUAUAGGCUUGGCCAGUGCUAGGCCAAAUGUUGGGUCACAUCAUCUUACCAUUUUAUCCCGGUGUAUUUGCAGGACUAGCCACUGGGCAGUCUCUACAGUUUUUGCACCUUAUCAAAAAUCUGCCGACGCCUUUGAGUUUCUAAUGAGACAUUCAAUACAUUUGUACAACCCCAUUUGAAUAAAAUGUGUGAAAUAACUGUGGUUGUCGACGUGUUGUGCGUUCAGAGAUGACCUCCUACACACCACUGUUGUAAACCGCUGUCAUUUGGGGCAUUUGCGAUCUUUCUGGUGGCUUGAACGAGUCUGCCCAUUUUCCUCAGACCUCUGUAAUUAACAAGGUGUAUUCGGCCACUGAAUUGCCGCAUGCUGGAAGCAUUUUGUUUAUAGCACCAUUCUCUGAAAACUCCAGAGACUCCAGUGCGUGAAAAUCCCAGGAGGGCAACUGGUGCUGAGAUGCUGGAACCAUGCAUGUCUGGCACCAACAAUCACCACCACUGUCAAAGUCACAAAGUCACUUAGAGCAAUGGUCUCAAACUCAGUGCCAUGGAGGGCUGUGUGUAUGCUGGUUUUUAUUCCAGCCUCAGAUCUUGAUUAUAUAAUUAGUUCAAUUAUUUGCUGAAUUCGGGAUGCAGGUUUGCACAUAAUGGUGACCCGGCGUCUAUGGUGACCCAUGUUGUCUAAAUAAAAACUUGCUUAUAUUCUGUGCUUCAAUGCAGUUAAAUGCAUAUGGCUGAAUGAGUAAUUGGACUCAAUUAAGGCAGCAUUAAUUGGCUGGAAUGAAAACCUGCAUACACACGGCCCUCCAUGGCAACGAGUUUGAGACCACUGACUUAGAUCACGCAUUUUGCCCUUUCUGAAGUUUGGUAGAAUAAAAAAAACGAAACCUCAGCACCAUGCCUGCCUGCUUUAUAAACUGAAUUGCAGCCAAAUGAUUCGCUGUUUGAAAGAGAAGGCUAUUGGCCUAAACAAGUGGGUGUACUUAUUAACCUGGCCGAUGAAUCUACAUAAGUCAA